AUGAAUGAAAAGGGCGCCGCUGAAAGCAUGCCGUGGGGGGGCGUGCCAACGUGCGCCCUACCUUGCGGCCUUCAAGUCUAUUUCCCCGCAACGUCUCCUGAUCCCAACGUCGCGCACGCCGAACCUCGGUUCAGCGCAAGGACGGCCCAGUGCAUGGAGACGUUGCGGGAAUGGAGCGAGAUUGCCGCGAUCGACCCCAGAGGAGUCCGCAUGGGCGAGGCGGCCGCUUGCCGUGCCAGCGACGCCCCCAAGAUAUGGAAUAUAAGCUUGGUUGACGACUGGGAGAAUAUACAGGACUCGCUACUCUCGUCCACCGAGGAUCACAUCUUUGACAGGGCUACGGAGAUUAACCACAUGUGCGACAUCGAGGUUUCAUGCGGCGACAACUUUGAGCUCGACUUCGCCGCCGUAGCGGGCCGGACUCAGGGCGAGGUGCUGCUGGAGGGUGGCAAUUACGCUGCGCAGAGCGACGACCGCCGGGCACCUCGCGAGGCGACCAAUGACGAUGGCGACGCCGCCCUCAACGAGGGGAACACGCACCCGCCCGCAAUGGGCAAGGCAUAUCGAGAACGCAUUGCCGCGAUUCUGCGCGAUGACGCGGGCGCUGAGACCAUGGCAUUCCGCGCGCACCUCCAGCGCGGGAAAGCGUCAGGCGAAGACGGUGCCCCGCCCAUCGAUGGAGACGACGACGCAGGUUUGCGGGCCGCCCACAUUGAGCUGGCCCGGCAGCUGGAGGAGCAUCGCGACUCUGGCCCUGAGUCCUUCGCAGACAAAGGAGAAAAGCGGGGCAGUGGUUUCCAGCAGGGAACGCUGGAGUGGUCACGUGAUUUGGCGGGUGAUGCGCCACUAGAGCUCCUGCGUCGCCUGUCCCCUGAGGACGGAGCACGGGCGCGCCGGUUCCUGCGCGCCCGCUACAACGCGGUUGAGCCGCGCUGCCUCCCGACGCUCGAGUUUGGCUUCAUUUCGACGGACCUGACUGGUGAAUUGAGCGCUUGCGUGGCAUUGGAUGCCAGCGUUUUCGGCCAGGAAGAUCCGCAUCCGCUUUCGGAGGCGCACGUGCUAACCUUCGAGCAACGCAUCUUCGAGAACCAGGAGAUGGCCAAGAAGCUGGCUCACUGGUGGAUCAGGAGAAAAGAGGCCGAACUCUACAAGGCCUUGGGGCCGUCCAACGGCGGCAAGGUGGCCGGGAACGACGGCAAGGGAGCCAAGAGGCCUCCGGCUGCGAGAGACCUCCAGCUGGGCGCGGCCUGGCAUGCUGAGGCCGGCGCCUCGCGGUACCUCGCGGACAAUCCCCGCCCAAGGCUUGCGCGCAAGGCCUUCGACGGGCUCCGCGGAGGGCGGGAUCCCCAGCGAGGCGCUUGCCGGGGUCUCCUGUUCCCCGUGCCCAGGGCCUCGUUGCGCUCAACUCCAGGUGUCCUGGCCCGCGCCAGGUUCGAUCGUCUCACCGUUAGGACAUGGGUCGACGACUUGCGCGCCCGCAUGGCGGGCUCGUCCGGAUCCCUGAUCAAGUCCUUCCCCGAGGCCACGAAGUAUUUCAAGGCUGGGUUCGUAGAUUUGGGGGGCAGGUUAUCCCCCGAGCCGGCCCUCCUGUCGAUUGACAAUGACAUCGGGAACCAGGCCCGGGACUCCCGCGAGCUCAACGGGAUCCCUUUGAAGACCAAGUUGGGCACCAGGGACUUAGCGCAGGGUAUGGAGUGGGGCACAAUGGGUGCCAUGCAGCAGGAGGGGUCCAGGAUGGAUGUGACAUCAGAAGUUCACGUUGGCAGGUCGAGAGAUGGCACCGCGAUGGGCAUAAUAACUUCGCAAAAGGCGCUCGAAGCAGUUGGCGCGUGCUCGGCCUGGAAUCCCGGGCGCCGCUUCGAGGCAGGCCUCGGCGAUGGCUCAGUCUGCCCGAUGUGCGGGGAUCGCCGCUGCGACGACUAUCACAAGUUCCGGGGGGGGGCGACCAGCCAGCAUGUCUAUGGCUCCGAGGGCUGGCUCAUUCCAGCAGGUCUCGCUCUGAAGGCCGUUGAAGACCCCGCUCCCAAGCGCCCCGUCCUAGUUGGGGCUGGCGCCUUCCUGAAUCCUCCAGAGGCGAGGGGCGGCUGGCGCCUCGGCCCCGUGGAUGGUCCGCGAAGGCCAAGUUUCAUGCGCCAGGCGCGGGAGGCAGACCCACAGGAGGUGUUGCGCCCGCUGGCUCCGUUCCUCAUGCACAGAUACGAGAGCAGCGAGUUCGUCGCAAGGAGCCGCGGGAUCCGCAGCGGCGGCGCCGCCCUCCUUUGGGAGGCCCGAGACUCCGUGCCAGCCGCUGGCCAGCGCUGGCAGGGCCGGGUCGCGGGUCCUGCUCCUCAGCGGCCCAUUCGAGGGUUUCAAAGGAGUGGUUCGCAAGGACCUCGGCUCCUCUGUGCUCGUGGAGCUGCCGAACAAGACGGAGGUGACGGUGCAGGAGGGCGCCUUCUGCCUGGCAUGCGUGGCGCACAAGAGGAGGCUGCCGCAGACGGCGGGCGGGCGGGCGUCGGAGGGCAAUCACGAGCUGGGCGGCAAACGUGCGAGGCCGGCGGAGCCGGCAGAGCUGGCGGAGUGCGAGGCCAGGGACGGCGAGGAUCCUGGGGGACAUGCCAGGGUCCACGGCGCGCUGUGGCUCGGGUUCCUUUACUGCCUUGGGAGGCGACGCUCGCCGCGGCCCUCAGGAAGCAGAGCUACCUUCCCUUCGAGAGGGUGCAGUGCUUCAGUGUCUCGCGGAACUGCUGGGUCAACGCACGGGUGGCGUCGGUCUCCGAGAGCGGGGAAGUCACCGUGCUCUACGCUGGGCCGACUGGGCAGGUGGUGAAGCACCUGCCGGCUGCUUCGAAGGACAUCCGGCGGCCCCCGACGAGCACGGUGGCCCCCGAGGCGUUGCAUUGCUUCGAGAUCGGGCAUGCCGCGGAGGCACUCAGGUCCCAACAGGGCGCUGCUGUAUGGAAGGGCGUGGCGGGCCAGGGCGGCGACUCGAGGAACGAACGUGUGCCCGGCGCCAGAGGCGGCGCGUAGGCCAGCGCGUGAGAGAUCUGGCACCACCUCCGCUCCCUGUAGCGGACGCCAACGUGUAUAUUCAAUGCAUGCAGUUUUUUUUGAAUGGUCUCCAUCACUCACUCUUCCCCCCCCCUCCUUCCUCCUUCUUUGAGACCUCUCCCUCGUGGCUGCCUUCCUGCCAACGUUUUGACUCUUGAGAGCGACGCCGCAUACGUGAACACGGGACUCUGGCCCGACGUUUUUUUGCGAAGCGUUCAAGGGCACGGCGGAUCCUUCAGUGCUCGCUUUUGUAGUGAGCGGUCCGGUGUAUAGUCGCCUCAUGUGGGUCACAGAGGACACGAGCCGUCCCACAGAGAACAGCUAAAGCAGUUGCUGUGUGUUGACAAGCAGGUGUGCGCAAGCACAUCUGCUUAAGCUUCAUUGGAAGCAUCGCGCAUUGCAAGGAUGUGCGCGUUCAUGUCGGCCAUUGUUGUUGAUAGGUAGCUACGCGCAGAAGGAGACGCUUGCUUAGAGCAACCGUCUGUCUGUUGGCUGAUGCAUGCAUUGUCGUAGUUCCCGUUGAUGCUCAAAGUUUGCACAUGUAGCCCAUGCGGUAGACGGCAAUCUUAAUCGCGCGUCUGCGCAGAAAACAGGCGUGGCAAGAGUGGGGCUAUUUGUGCCAGGCUUGCUUGUCUUUGACACCCGCACUGUUAUGCCUUCUCUCGGUGCCAACUUCGAGUCG
Molecule: messenger RNA, 3712 nt
Organism: Prorocentrum cordatum
Lineage: Eukaryota; Dinophyceae; Prorocentrales; Prorocentraceae
Source: the annotation of a GenBank genome assembly